Molecule: messenger RNA, 633 nt
Organism: Cantharellus anzutake
Lineage: Eukaryota; Fungi; Basidiomycota; Agaricomycetes; Cantharellales; Hydnaceae
Exons: 3
Coding region: 262-597 (111 amino acids)
Source: RefSeq, a predicted model, not a curated record
GCAGGACCGAGCACAUGUGUCUUCAUUUCUUAUUUAACUGCAAUAAUCAUACCUGUUUGCAAUAUAUCUCGAUAAUUAUUUUUCGCUCUUCCAAGAUUGAGUACCGGAAUCUCGUAUAAAGCCUGUUGAAGAAUGGUUCCCCCGGUUUUCUCCUCAGCCCUCUAGGUGUUCUACUCGAGACCGAGGUUCGAACUUCUUGGCCAACAUACUUAUCACGCCACAUACAUUACCUGUAUAAGUAGCAGUUGGCCGACCUUCACAAUGCGAUUCUGGAAUGCCUUAGUUCUCAUCACCCUACUUCCGAUUGCCAUAGUGGCUGAUUUCCACCUUGGAAUAGGCGCUUGGACAGAGCACAUAGGCAGCUUUACCGGUGCCGGCAAGGCUUCACUGCAUUGGGUUUUCCUCCCAUCGGACCAUGAUGGUUGCCGCCAGGCAAAUCACCUGGGCUCUGACUUCCCCAUGGUCAGCCUCGGGUCACCACUGAUCGUUACGCUUUGCGGUGUGGUGAUCACAGUUCCCGAUGAACUUGGCCACUGGAACUCCUCGGACGGAGAAAGUGGAUAUUGUUACCCAACUGCAGAUGGCAUCAGCAAUUGACCAAGAAAACUUCAUCGCUCCAACCUGACACUUGGU